GAGGAACCUGAGCUCACAAUGAGGGAGGUGGAGGCUUAAAUCACUUCCUGGAAUUCUGGACCCUGGAAACUGGCACAGGUUGGAGACUACACAUUGGCUCUGGCCACAGAUGGGGUUCCCCACGAGCCCAUGGGGCCUCCUCAGUCAUUUCCUGACUUUCCACCUCCUCCGGCUGGGAUCAGCGGAGUUCAGAGUGGUGGGACCAGGCCGACCUCUCCUUGCCACCAUGGGGCAGGACGUCGUGCUGCCGUGUCACUUGUCCCCAGAGGUGGACGCUCAGAGGUUGGAGAUCAGGUGGAUCCGGUACCUGGUCUCUGAAACGGUGCACCCCUACCAACACGGAGCAGACCAGUAUGAUGAGCAGAUGGAGGAAUACAUUGGAAGGACAGAGUUGGCCAGAGAUGGUCUCUCCCGUGGGAGCCUGGACUUGCGAAUCUCUGGGUUGAGACCCUCUGAUGAUGGCCAGUACGUCUGCACUGUGCAAGAUGCUGCCUCUUAUGGAGAAGCUGUGGUGCAGCUGAAGGUGGCAGCCAUGGGCUCUGUCCCUCUCCUCUCUCUGGAGGCUUACGAGGACGGAGGCAUCCGGGUGGUGUGUCGAUCGGCCGGCUGGUACCCAACACCGGAGAUGCUGUGGAAGGAUGGCAGUGGACAGCAUCUCCCCUCAGUCUCCCUGAGACGUUCCCCGGAUGAGAGGGGCCUCUUUGAGAUCCAAGAUGUCAUCAUUGUGAGCGGGAAGGGAGAUGGGAAGGUGUCGUGCAUGGGAAACGAGGUGCAGAACUGGAGGAACAAAGUGCACUCUUGGAGCAACGAGAUGCAGCACUGGGGCAACAAGCUGCACUUUUGGGGAAUCGAGAAGCAAAAUUGG
Molecule: messenger RNA, 865 nt
Organism: Calidris pugnax (ruff)
Lineage: Eukaryota; Metazoa; Chordata; Aves; Charadriiformes; Scolopacidae
Product: butyrophilin subfamily 1 member A1-like
Exons: 9
Source: RefSeq, a predicted model, not a curated record